This is a messenger RNA of Pelobates cultripes (western spadefoot toad), 312 nucleotides long. The record is from the annotation of a GenBank genome assembly. Lineage: Eukaryota; Metazoa; Chordata; Amphibia; Anura; Pelobatidae.
AUGCACAACAAAUCAUCUCUGAGAAUCACAGGAUCUCACUUUUCCAGGAUCUCCACCACUCCACCCUGUUAUGGAGAAAAUGAAACCCAUCACACAAUGGCUGCAAGAGGCUGGCAUACUGUACCGCUUACAGUACUUACAGAAGGCGGACAGCUGAAGGUUACUGAUGUGGCACAGGCCACCACCUUCCUGGCAGCAGUUGGCAUAAGUGAUGCCCUGCAGGAACAGGGGGCACGCAACACUACUGGGACUUGGGACAUGGACAAUAUAACCCCCUUUACUCCACGGAAUGGGCAGGGAGCAGUGACAUAA